UUAUGUAAUUGUGUAAUAAUUUAGUGGUCGGUUCCCCCUGCGUUUCCCAGUGGAACAUUCCACUGUGUGCUCGGCUCUGACAGACCCAGGACAGUGAGGGAGGGUCAACAUGGCGUCCGAGCAGGAGAGCUCAAAUGGUCCUGUGAAGAAGUCAAUGCGAGAGAAGGCCAUUGAGAGAAGGGCCGUUAGUAAGGAACACAACAGUAACUUCAAGGCUGGAUACGUGCCCAUAGAGGAAGAGAGACUGCACAAGACAGGGCUGAGGGGUCGGAAAGGCAACAUUGCCGUGUGCAUCAUUGUCUUGCUCUUCCUGCUUGCACUCAUCAACCUUAUUAUAACACUGGUGAUCUGGACGGUUAUUCGGAUCGGCCCUAACGGCUGCGACAGUAUGGAGUUCCAUGAGAGCGGCCUACUGCGCUUUAAGCAGAAAGCUGACAUGGGGGUGGUUCACCCACUGCACAAGAGCACUGUGGGAGGGAGGAAGGACCAGGACCUUGUCAUCACUGGCAACAACAACCCAGUGGUGUUUCAACAAGGCAACACCAGGCUAAGCGUUGAAAAAGACAAAACGUCUAUCACCAGUGACCUGGGUGUUUCUUUUACUGACCCACGCACACAAACCACCUUCUUCAGCACAGACUUUGAUAACCACGAGUUCCACUUACCCAAACAGGUCAAUGUGCUCAAUGUAAAGAAAGCCUCCACUGAAAGGAUCACGAGCAACUCGUCGUCUGAUCUGACGAUCGGAGGUGACGGCAAGGCCAUCAUCCGUGGAAACGAGGGCGUCUUCAUCAUGGGCAAGACGGUCGAGUUCAAGAUGGGUGGUGAUAUUGAACUGAAAGCUGAGAACAGCAUUAUUCUGAACGGCUCGGUGAUGUUUAGCCCAUCGCACAUCCCUAACACGUCUCACGGGGUUGUGUAUUUCAACGAAGGCCUGGAGAGGUACAAGCUCUGUAUGUGUGCAGAUGGGACCCUGUUCAAAGUGCAAGUCAAAUAUCCUAACAUGGGCUGCCAGACCACGGAUAACCCCUGUGGAGCUGCUCACUGAGAGCAGGGGAAUUCCACAAGACACACACACACACACACACACACACACACACACACACACACACACACACCCCGACCCACUGAAACACACCUGUGUGUUCCUGAGUACUGAUAACACCCUGUACGAGAUAAAGUUCAUAAAAUAUUUUCUAUAGAGAUUGCUUUAUAGCCACAUAGGAGUAAUUAUUACCUGAAUGUGUGUAUGAUCUGGACUUAAACACAGCAAAAUCUUGGGUGUAUUUGGAUUUUAUGUAACUUAUGUUGCUCUAAGUUUACAAACUUGGCCAAAGAGCCACCGGUGAUUUAUCAUUGAUUCAUCUUGGCUAUUUUUAGAGUUUGUAAUGCUGAUUGCUCUUAAGCAUUGAGGUUUGAUGAGGAUUUCUAGUGGAUGUUUUACUUAAAGGCAGUAUUAUCCUUUUAUUUAUUUAUUUUUUGGGGGGAAUGUAUAACAAAUUUUCUCUCUUGAAUAUGGCAUAUGCUCAAACUGAUAAAAGCUCUUAUGGAAACAGCAGCCUUGUGGGCCAUGACGUACUACACAGGGUGUCUGAGAUAUCUCUAUAUAGUUAUAUGUCGGCAGCUGUAUAUAGCUCAGAUAUCCCAGAUUCACUUUAAAACAAACCUCAGUUCACUUACUCAAGAAACUGAAACGUAUUAAAAAGGGAUAAUUUGUUCACCAUUGUGGUUUAACCCUGUACUCAUAAGUCGUUUAACCUGCUAAACUAAACUGCUUUUGCCUCCAGUCAUACGGUUGAUAUAUAGUAGAAUGGCAUUAAGAUUUGCAUCCGAAAUGUUGUGCCCAAUCAGGUUUACUGUAUUCACAGUGCCAUAGGAUUUUAAAAACAUUGUGUGCUGAAAAAAAAAAGGGGGGCAUGGAUGCACUUCAAGAUACAAUGAUUUUUGUCAGUCAUUUAUGAAUUUUUUGUUUUGUGCUUUAUAUCAUCUUUGCUAAGAUGGAAAUAGAAACCAUGUGGUAUUUGAGUCGUUUGAUAUUUUGUGCAAUAUAACACAGUAUUUUGUUUGGCUCGAAGGUUUCAUGUGUAAUAUUUAUUUGAAUCAUUUCGUUUUCUUUCGAAGAUGCGUUUAAAUGAUGACGUUCAUUAACUUGUGUUACAUGCAUACAAGCAGCUGCAGUUUAAAAGGGAAUUCAUUUUUCAUUCAAAUGUUUGCAUUAAAUAAAUAAAUUUGAGUAUUAAAAAAA
Tachysurus fulvidraco (yellow catfish) is the source of this 2245-nucleotide messenger RNA. RefSeq names its product sarcoglycan, beta (dystrophin-associated glycoprotein) (gene sgcb). The record is from RefSeq and is a predicted model, not a curated record. The transcript has 6 exons. NCBI's taxonomy places the organism in Eukaryota, Metazoa, Chordata, Actinopteri, Siluriformes, Bagridae. Gene Ontology annotation, biological process: muscle organ development. Bases 110 to 1048 code for a protein of 312 amino acids. Gene Ontology annotation, cellular component: sarcolemma; sarcoglycan complex.